Messenger RNA from Thyridium curvatum, 1497 nucleotides. RefSeq lists its product as uncharacterized. Lineage: Eukaryota; Fungi; Ascomycota; Sordariomycetes; Thyridiales; Thyridiaceae. Gene Ontology annotation, cellular component: membrane. The transcript has a single exon. Gene Ontology annotation, molecular function: acyltransferase activity, transferring groups other than amino-acyl groups. The record is from RefSeq and is a predicted model, not a curated record. The coding region runs from base 1 to 1497 and encodes 498 amino acids. Gene Ontology annotation, biological process: polysaccharide biosynthetic process.
AUGGCUCCCAACCAGCUGGGCAUCCUUGAACAAGGCGAGUGGGAAGACGUUCAGGUCAAGUCCGACUGGAAACCAGACUGGAAGCCCGCCAUGCCGACUCGACUACGGAGGCUCAGUCCCGGUCGCGUCAAAUCGUGGUUCUGGCCAAGGUCGACUGGGUGCGGUUCACAGCAGCUGAGGCCGACAGCAUGGCUCGACGGCCUCAGGGGCUUCGCGGCCUUUCUCGUGUACUGGCAGCACCACGAACUUUGGGCCCACGACUACGACACGGAGAACCCCAUCUUUGAGAAUGCGUUCGGCUACAACAAGAAGUUCUACCUGGUCAGCUUUCCCGGGAUCCGAUUGCUCUUCACGGGCGGCCACUUCGCUGUCGCCAUCUUCUUCGUCAUCUCCGGCUACGUGCUCUCCGCCAAGCCGCUCAAGCUCAUCCACGAUGGCGAAUUCCUGAAGCUGGGCGACAAUGUGGCAUCGGCGCUUUUCAGGCGGUGGUUCCGCCUGUAUCUGCCCAUCAUCUGCACGACGCUGGUCUACUGCACAAUGUGGCAUGCCUUUGGCAUCUGGGUCAGCAAUGCCACGGCCAAGGGCAGCUGGCGCGAGGAAGUCUGGGCGUGGUAUGCCGAGUUCAAGAACUUCAGCUUCGUCUUCAACAGCGGAGGGCUGCCGUGGUUCUCGUACAACGUGCACCUGUGGUCCAUCCCGCUGGAGAUGAAGGGCUCGAUCGUCGUGUACACUGUUGCCCUGGCGAUAUCGCGGUGCACGAGGAACGCCCGGCUGUGGGUCAUGUCGGGCCUGAUCUUCUACUUUCUCUACAUCACCGACGCGUACUACUGCGCGCUCUUCGUCGCCGGCAUGUUGCUCGGGGAGCUCGACCUGCUGGCCAAGAAGGACGAACUGCCGCGCUUCCUGGCGAGGCUGGAGCCGGCCAAGGAGUUCAUCUGCUGGCACCUCUUCGCCGUCGGCAUCUACCUCGCCGGCGUGCCGAACCAGAACGACAACCUGGACCAGCUGAGGAAGAACCGCGGGUGGUACUACCUGUCCUUCCUCAAGCCGCAGGCCGUCUUCGACUACAAGUGGUUCUACCUCUUCUGGGCGGCCAUCUUUGUCAUCACGGCGACGCCGCGGAUCCGCUGGGUCAAGCCCUUCUUCGAGACGCGCUUCUGCCAGUACCUCGGGCGCAUCUCGUACGCGCUGUACCUCGUGCACGGGCCCGUGCUCUCGACGCUCGGCGAGCGGCUCUACAUGGCGGCGGGCUGGCUGGAGUGGCGGGCCAAGGAGUACCUUCCCGGCUGGCACAACAAGUUCCCGCUCCCCAGGGUGGGGCCGAUGGGCCUCGAGCUGGCUUUCUUGCUGCCGCAUCUCGUCUUGCUGCCGCUGACCUUUUGGGUCGCCGAGAUGGUGACGCGGUUCGUGGACGAGCCGAGCGUCAGGUUCCCCGCGUGGCUGUACAGGAAGGCCACGGGGGCGGAGAAGCAGCCGCAGUUGGCUGUGAAGGAGUAG